Molecule: messenger RNA, 4799 nt
Organism: Hypanus sabinus (Atlantic stingray)
Lineage: Eukaryota; Metazoa; Chordata; Chondrichthyes; Myliobatiformes; Dasyatidae
Gene: ackr3a
Product: atypical chemokine receptor 3a
Exons: 3
Coding region: 1738-2832 (364 amino acids)
Biological process (GO): G protein-coupled receptor signaling pathway; vasculogenesis; chemotaxis
Cellular component (GO): membrane
Molecular function (GO): coreceptor activity; G protein-coupled receptor activity; chemokine binding
Source: RefSeq, a predicted model, not a curated record
UCCCCUAGAUCUUAUGUUUUAACGAUGUAUAAAUUAGGUCAAUAUUAAACACGGAUAAAAGAGAUUUAACUUUGAAUGGAUUUACGUAUUUCAGUUAUGAAAGUAAGUGCUUAUAAAAUUUGUUGCAAAAAGGCUUAACCAAGAGCCAAAUGUCUCAUAAAAAUUUAAAUAAUAGGUCAUUUUACUCAGGUCAGAUUUACUCAGUCAAAUACUUUCAAACCAGCUGCAGCCCAAUCUUUAACUCUCGCUGCUCUCAAGGUGCUGACAUGCCGGACUGUAAAUCCAUAGGCAGUACAGUAUCUGGUCUGUUGGUCUCUCAAUCUCUCAAGCCUGCGCUUCAUGUCAAAGACUUGUUGCUGAAUAUUGGCAGGUCCUUUAAACACGGGUGGAGCCAGGCAAAAGGGCAAUUACAAAUGACUGUUUUUAGUUAAAUCUCUGAGCUGCGUGCAUGAUACCACGAUAUUAGCAUAUAUUUUCAAGCAAGAAUUUUUGGGUUUCGAUCAGGAGCGGGAUCCUGGCAGAUUUGCUUCCCUCCACUCCCUCCCUGAUUCAGGACACAUAGCAUUUCUGACACUAAGAUCAACUAAAAGGGGUUUUGAAACUCUAUAGCCUCAAAGGGACUGAAUUAGGGGCACAGAAUUUACCAGUAAAGCCACUGGGGUGUUACUUCAGUUUCUGACAUUGCAAUGAAUUGCACGAAUUGUUCAGCAGAGAACAGAUCAUUCAGAUCAACAGAUCCAUGCUGUAUAAAAGCAUUCCCAUAUACAGCCUUCUCACCCAAUCAGCAUGUUCCUUUCUCUGUCCCUUGCUUAUCUAGCUGCUUCUACAUGCUCAACACCUUUCUUGCCUCAGCAAUUCCAUAUGAUAGUGUGUUGUAAGUUUCUAUCCUGUCUGGGUAAAGAUGGCUUUCUUAAAUGACCUAAAGAAUUUGUUUGUAAUUACAUUAUCUUUGUGGCUCUUUGUUUAUAUUUUUUCCCGCAAAAUUGAAUAAGAUCUCAGAGCCACAACAGACUGCAGACACUGGAACGGAAAACAAACUGUUGGAGGAACUCUGCAUGUCAGGCAGCAUCUGAAGAGACAGACAGAUGGUUGAUGUUUUGGGCUGAGACCCUGCAUCAUGACUGAUAAUAUAGUUGACACCUCCUCCUACAUCUUUAUAUUAACUAUCUCCCCUCUACCCUCCCAGCUGCCUGCCCUGCUGAGUUCCUCCAGUGUUUUUUUCCCCCGCUCUGAGUUAACACCUUGCUUCUUCCAGCAAUGCUAAGCUCUUUACUAUUUAGCCACCAUAGACAAAGGUGCAGACUAUCUUCUUAACACUUGUUUAGCAACUCAAGUGCAAACCAUCACAGGCUAGCAGUGGCUAAGAAAUCAAGCCCACUCCUACUUUAUAAACUGAAAAAUAAGCACAUACUCCUUUUUGUGUAAAAAAAAUAUAUGACUGCAUUCUGUCCUGUGUUCACUUUCCCAAUACACCCACAAGAGAUAAACAAGAUUCAUCAUGCUGCGCAACUGUUCAUUUCAGAAAUUUCAAGUUCAAGUUUGUGUUUGUAGUACUCUGUAGAAGAACUUUGCAGCAAGUUCCCAUGGCUUUUUCACCUGAAGAGAUCAUCUCAUAUUACCAUGCUGUGAGAUAAUACCUAAUUUUAUCAGCAUUGUUUCCUGAGUGUGCGACUUGGAUUUUAUUUUUCCUCCCCAGAAAACUAUUCCAGAAUAUUCCAUCCUUGAUAUUUGAUUGUCAUGGCUGCCACUGACUUGUCAUCUUUCUACGAUUUCAUCGAUGAGCAGAGUAUUCUGGCAACAAAUGAAACCUGGAUCGCUUGUAUAAAUGACACCGAUUGUUGGACCUGGGAAAUUAAUCACUGUUUUCAAAGCAUCAACAAGAGUGCUGUACUGUAUACAAUAUCAUUCUUUUACUUCCUGAUUUUUAUCAUCGGUUUAGUGGCCAACUUUAUUGUCGUAUAUAUGAAUGUGAAAGUGAAUCAAUCCAGACACGAAACACACUUCUACAUCCUGAACCUGGCCAUUGCAGACUUGUGUGUGGUUAUCACUCUCCCUAUAUGGGUCACUUCCUUCAUUCAACAUGGUACAUGGCCAUUUGGAGAGUUCAUGUGCAAAUUUACUCACCUCAUCUUCAGUGUCAACCUGUUUGGAAGUAUCUUCUUUCUAACAUGUAUGAGUGUGGACAGGUAUGUAUCAGUGAUGUGGUUCCAAGAUUCUUUCGACCAAAAGAAAGUGUUGAACCGUAAGGUUAUAUGUGUGUUUGUCUGGAUUUUUGCCUUACUAGUGUCAGUUCCAGAUUUAAUUUUCUUGAAAGUGAAUAACAAUAUUCAUGGUGAACCCAUCUGUCAUUUGUCUUAUCCUGAGGACACCUAUCGAGAUUGGAUGGCUGGGAUGGAAAUAACUUGCAUCAUUAUAGGAUUUCUUAUCCCAUUCCUCAUUAUUGCAGUUUUCUAUUUCCUCUUGGCAACAGCCAUCCCAAUUGCAAAUGACAUGGAGAAGAAAAAUAGCCGGAAGAUAAUAUUUACCUAUGUGAUUGUUUUCCUUAUCUGUUGGUUUCCUUACCACUCUAUUCUGUUUCUUGAUGUUUUGUGGUUCCUAAAUGUUUUAUCUUUCAGUUGUCAACUAGAAAAGUUCAUAUUUGUUUCUCUUCACAUCACUCAGUGUCUGUCUCUGGUACAUUGCUGUGCCAAUCCCAUACUCUACAGCUUCAUUAACAAAAAUUAUAGGUACGAUCUAAUGAAAGCUUUCAUUGUCAAAUACUCUGUGAAAUCUGGCAUCAUGAAACUCAAGGAUACCACAGAGACAGAGUGUUGCAUACUUGAGUGUUCCUAACGUCACCAUUCGUUUUUAAACAGGCAAUUCCUUCUCAAAGGCACAAUUAGCUACUGUGUCAAUUCUACUGAUUGAUUCAUUUGUGCAAUUUCUAUUGUAACCUAAAAAUACUUGAGAUGCUAAAUAUUUCUGGGCACCAUGAACAAAUUUCUAAUUGAGAGAGUUUACACUUGUAAGCAUAUACUUGUCAGGCCAGCCGGUGGCGUAGUGGCAUGAGCAGUGAAGGCUCCCGAGUUCGAAUCCAGCCGUCUCCAAAAAACCUGGGCACGGAUGGGCUCCGCCAGGUUUCAGAUGCCCAAGAUAUGCUGUACAAUGAGCAAUCACCAAAAAGAUCAGUGCAAAAAGCUUGUCAUGACAGCGCCCCGCCAAGUUAAUGUCAGAUUAUAUGGAGCCAAUUAGCCUUCAAGUUCACAUCUAAGCUACAUGUAUUGAUAAUAUAUACACAAUCUUUAUAUAUGUUUAUGAAUUAUAUUAAAUACAGGAUUACAAUAAUAUAAUAUGCUGGUUCGAGGGCUCCAGGUAGUAGGGGAACCAUCUCCUUCAGAGAUGCAGAGAUACAUAGGUUAUGAGUGUAGAAUUAUUUCUACUAAAAAAAUCUUAACUAUCUUUAAUAUUGCAAUAUUCAUUUACAGCAUGCUAUCUUCUGCUGAAAUUCCCUUUUAUAACUUUUGAAAAAAAGAUCAUACAUUUGUUUGCAAAAAAUGUGGAAAGAUGGUAUAUUCCUUUAAAUGGUGAGAGAUUGAAAGAUGUUAGUUUUCAGAGAGAGCUUGGUGUCCUUGUACACACUCAGUCUAAGUUUGUCAGCAUCAAUUCCAAAGACAAUCAGUAGCUUGGUAUUUACUGUAAGAGUAAAUAUGUCUCACAGCCCUACAGAUACAACAGCCUUCGAGAUGGGCAGGGUAGAAGAUGAGUGCUAGUCCCAUGAUUAAGCAUAUUUGAUUAAUGUCCUCUGGAAAUCUGAAGAAUGAAAGGUGAUCUCAUUGAAACAUGCAAAUUAUUUUGAAGCUUGACACGAUGAUUUUCUUUUUCUUUGCCUGGAUUUCAACAACCAGUGAGUGCAUUCUCAAAAUAACAAGUCAACCAUUCAAAGCAAAGAUUCUAUGAAAUUUCUUCCAGAGCUGAUAGUAAAACUUCAUAAUUCCCCCCUAAAGGGUUUGUGGAAGCUCAGCAGUUUAUGUUCAAGAGAGAGAUGAACAGAUUUUUUGAAAUUCAGGCAUCAAAGGCAAAGGGAUUAGUGAAGAAAAGUGGUGUUGAGGUUAAAGAUAGUCUACGAUGUUACCGAAUGGGACAGCAGACAUGAAAGACUGAAUAGCCUAUUCUUUCCUGUUUUAUACAUUUAUAGCAUUUCAGUGCAUCCUCAAAGUCCAUAGGCUCAGAGUCAAGCCAUAUUGCCAUAUUAUAUCCUUUAAAGUUUGCAUUUCUGCAUUUUUAUUUACUCCCACAUUGGUCCAGAAAUACUAUUAUGUUCAAAUCCUUCUGUGUCAUUGUACCUUCCUACCUUUGUAAUCUCCUUUUGAGGCACCCUAUUUGAAUUGUUUCUCUUGUUGCUAUUUGUGCAUCCCUUAUCAUUUUGCACUGUUCAUGGGGACCAUGCCUUUAGUUAUUAAAAUGCAAACUCUGAAAUUAGUCCUUAAACCUCUUUGCUUUCCUCUACUCCUUUCCAAACUUCUACAAAUGUUUUCAGUCACUCAUCUAAUAAUAUUUCAUUCCGAAAACUUGGCACUCAGCUUCUUUAUAAGUCUCUAUGAUGUUUACCUACACUGAAAUCAACUUAUAAAUGCAGUUUAUGAAUAUAACUAUAGGUAUCUGUUGAAUUCAAUGCCUCCACCCUAAUGGCUUUCUUCAUAAGUUAUUCAACAUUUUGACUUUUGUUUGAAAAUGAUUUACCUUCUUACUCCAAUAUUAUUUAUUUAAUUUAUGUCAUUGGUGUAUGAUUUCUUAAGCAUAGAAUAAAAGUUCCAAAUGCA